GAGAAAGCAACUUGUGGGGGGUUGUGUCAUUUACUCUACUUAUUAUCUCUCUAUCCCCUCAAUCCCUCUCAUCAUCAAUUGAAUGCCUGAUAUUUGAUUCAAACUCUCCUCUUUCUCUCCAUAAUCUAAAAAGUAAUACCUGUUCUUCUGUGACCAAGCUUAGCAGAAAUCUUGAAAAUUUUGAGGAAAAUUAAAGAAUCAUGCAGGAAACUGAUCAGCCUAAAUCUUCAGGAGUAGAGACUCAUGCAUCCAAGAAAAGGAAGAUGGGUGAAAGGGUUGUGGUGACUGUGAAACUGGAAGAAAGUGAAAAAAGGCAGCAGAAAAAUGAAGGGCCUCCUUUUGAUUGUUGGUCUUGGAGAAAAUAUGGCCAAAAACCCAUCAAAGGAUCUCCUUAUCCAAGGGGCUACUACAGAUGCAGCACAUCGAAAGGCUGCUCGGCCAAGAAACAAGUCGAACGGAGCAAAACCGACUCCUCCAAGCUCAUAAUUACCUACACGUCGAGCCACAAUCAUCCGGGCCCAGCUCCUUUGCCACCGGAAAACCCGAAAACCGAGCCCAAUGAUAUUAUUAUUAUCAAUUCAGCCCCUCAACUCACCCAUACUCACACCAUUGCCCCUGAAGAGGAACAAGAAACACAAUUGGAGGGCAGCAAUCAUCCGGGCCCAGUUCCUUUGCCACCAGAAAACCCGAAAACCGAGCCCAAGGAGAUAAAUAUUAUCAAUUCAGCCCCUCAACUCACCGAAACUCACAUCAUUGCCCCUGAACAGGAACAAGAAACACAAUUGAGCCCUCCGGACAAUGUAUUUGUGGAUCAAGACAAGAAAAACUCCUUUAACGACAAUCUUCAAACACUUGGUGUGCUUUAUGAAGGAGAAGGAGACUCGAAGUCGAUUACUCAGUUCGUGAAAGCGGAGGAAAAUGAUUUCUUUGACGAGCUAGAGGAGCUCCCAACAUCAUCGUUUUUCACGUCGUUGAUGAAAAACACACUUUGUGAGGAGAGAGUUAUUGUGAAUCCCACCUGA
Messenger RNA from Striga asiatica, 1022 nucleotides. The record is from the annotation of a GenBank genome assembly. Lineage: Eukaryota; Viridiplantae; Streptophyta; Magnoliopsida; Lamiales; Orobanchaceae.